Molecule: messenger RNA, 3426 nt
Organism: Thermochaetoides thermophila DSM 1495
Lineage: Eukaryota; Fungi; Ascomycota; Sordariomycetes; Sordariales; Chaetomiaceae
Exons: 5
Coding region: 1-3426 (1141 amino acids)
Source: RefSeq, a predicted model, not a curated record
AUGGCGGCAUCGCUUGCCCUGACCGACGCACAGCUGGAGCUGAUAAGCUCCCUCGCGCAGGAAGACAUCCCCGCGAAGCUGCGCUGCGCCAUCUGCAGCAAGCUAGCCGUCAACGCAUACCGCCUGCCGUGCUGCGAGCAGGCCAUUUGUGAGAGCUGCUACUCAACUUUACCUUCGUCGUGCCCCGUGUGCGAACACUCGCCGCUCUCGAUCGACGACUGCAAGCCGUACAAGCCCCUGCGCACGACUAUCCGCGUGUUCCUGCGUACCGAGGAGAAGAAGCGCGAGUCUAGCCGGCCUAAAGAUGCUGCCCCCGCUACCCCAGUUGAUCCUAGUCCGGUGUCGGCUACCCCGACGAUGAGUCUGGAGCAGCAGAAGCCUUCUGUGGAGGAGGUCUCCGCUCAGGUCGAGGAGCAGCCUCAGGAUUCAGCUGAGCCUGCGGCUGAGAAUGCUAUGGAUGGUCAGGAGCGUGCGGAGGGCAUGCAUGACCAGGAAGCCCAGGAUGAGAGGCCUGUAGAUGAUGAGCAGGCGCCUCAGGACGGUGCUGAGGAGCCAGAGGCGUCCUCGACUGCCCUCGUCCCUGCCGAGAAAGCUGGCGACGAGGCCGAGGGCGGCGAAGGUGACGAAGCCCAGAACGAGGGCAAUGAGAACGGCGACGAGGACCAGAACGCCGAAGGCCCUAGUGAGGGUCAGUUCGGGCCCAUGAACGGCUUCUUCCCGGCCGGAUUCGACCAGAUGCAGAUGAUGAUGGCCAUGCAGAAUGGUUUUAAUUUUCCCAUGAUGGGCAUGAACAUGGACCCGAUGAUGAUGCAGAUGUACAUGAGCGGGGGUUUUCAAGGCAUGGGCAUGAACGGCAUGAACAUGAAUAUGGGCGGCAUGGGAGGCUACGGAGGCGAUGCCGAUAACUGGAACAACGGACAGCAGCAACAAGCAUCAUGGAAUGUCGGCCAAGAUAAUUUCAAUCAUCCAAGCGCUUCUGGCAUGGGCAAUGGUGAUUUUGGCACGUUUAACAACUCUGCUGGUUGCUUCCAGACAGGUCCAGUUGGUCCCUUCAAUCAAGGUAAUUAUGGCCAGAACCAGUUCCAUGACUAUCGCCGGAAUUAUCAAUUUGGGUUCCGCGGUAGGGGCCGGGGCCGCGGGUACGGGUAUGGCGGGUACGGCGGUCGCGGCGGUUACCUAGGAGGUUACGGUGGCUUUAACGGCUAUGGCGGCUCGUACAACAUGAACGCCCAGUUCCAGGGGGGCUUUGGCGGCGAUAUGGGUGACGGCAGCCAGGACAAUAGCAACAAUGUGGACGAGUUUGGGCGUCAGCUCCGCGAGGGUGAAGACGGACAGCAAGAGGGCGAUGCCAGUCAGCAGGGUGGAUCUAACAACUUUAGCAUGGGAGGAGACGGGCUGCCGCCGCCUAACCCUGACGUGCCGGCCAAUGCGCCCAAGGGCCCCAAGGCCAUGCUCCGCGGUUUGCCUAAUACAAGCUACAAGCAUCUGCAGGCUCGUGGCUUGCUUGAUGACGAUAAGCCUGUCAACAAUAACAAUAAUAUGAUGUCCGGCGGUGGGGGCUUCAGCGGCCCCGGGUCCAGCCAUGGUGGCGCUGGCCCCGGCGGCGGCAGUGGCUAUGGCUACGGCCCUGGCGGCAGCGGCAACGCCAGUGGUGGGUCUGGUGCCCCUUCGACCAGUGGUGAGAGGUAUGAGCGUGAGCGUGGCAGGUCUCGUAGUCCGUCCUACCAUGGUAGUGGUGGUCGAAGCGGGUACGAGCAUCAGCAGCGGUAUCACCAUUCGCAUUCGCACUCUCAUCAACAUCGCGAUCGGGAUCGCGAUCGCAGCAGGAGCCCUCGAGACCGGGAGAGGGACCGGGACCGGGACCGUGAUGUUGAUCGUGAUCGGGACCGGGAUCGUGAUGUUGAUCGUGAGUAUACUAGUAGCAGCCGGAGGCAUAGAGAGCGCGAGAAGGAGCGUGGCCGCGAUCGCUCAAAGUCUCCUGCUGGCGUUGGCGCGUCGGCCAGCCGGGGCGCUAGCCGUGAGCGUGAUCGAGAGAAAGAUCGUGACCGUGACCGUGACCGUGGUCGCAGCAAGUCUCGCAGUCGCAGCCGCAGUUACGACCGUCAUCGUCGUCGCGGCAGCCGUCGCAGGGCACAGGAGCGGUCUAACUCACCGCCGCCGCUUGACGAGAAGGAGGAGAAUACUAGCGCUGCAGACCGCCAUGGCCAUCGGUCGUCGCAUCGCAGAAAGCAGUCUACUUACGAAGAGGACACUUAUAAUCAAGAACAGGAUCAACAGCAACAGCAGAUGCUCCAGGAGCAGGAUUACCAAGUCCAAGGUCAGGAAUCUCGGGAUGGGUCUUUCCCUCCUCCUCCUCCUCUUCCUCCUCCUGCUGCUGCCAGUGGUGGUCAGGAAGAUGAUUCUCGCCGCUCAAGCCGUCGUAAGGACCGUCGUGAGCGAGAAAAGGAUCGGGACCGUGAGAAAGAAAAGGAUCGUGAACGGGACCGCGAUCGUGAGCGUGACCGCGACCGGGAGAAAGACGAUCGGCAUAAGUCUAGCAGCCAUCGGUCUUCGCAUCGCGACCGAGAGAGGGAUCACGAUCGAGACAGGGAUCGCGAGCGGGAUAGAGAGCGUGAGAGGGACCGUGAGCGUGAUCGCGAUCGCAGGGACAGGGAGAAAGAUAAGGAGCGUGAGAGGGAGCGCCGGGAUCGCCGCGAUCGGGAGAAGGAAAGAGAUCGUGAGCGGGAGCGCGAGCGUGAGAGGGAUCGUGACCGUCACAGGGAUCGCGACCGUGAGCGUGAUCGUGAGCGCGAGAGGGAUAGGGACCGUGAGAGGGAUAGAGAGCGUGACAGGCACAGGGAUCGCGAGAGGGAUCGUGAUCGUGAGCGCGACAGAGAUCGUGGUGAGCGGGAUCGCGACCGUCAUCGCAGCGGCAAGGACAUCAGCUCUUCUGCUGCUGAUACAUCUGUCGAAAAUAACUCAAAAAACUCCAACAUCACCUCGAACAACAAUGCCAAUAACACCGGCUCCAACAGCUACAACUCCAACGACUUCCCGCCCCCCCCUCCCUCCUCCUCCUCCCCCUCCUCUUCCGCCUUCGCCCGUCGCUCCUCUGUUGUCUCGAAUACCACUAACAAUAACCACACCGCAAAUCUCGACAUACGCGAGACCCGUGAACGUGAGCGUGAACGCGAACGCGACAGAGACCGUGAUCGCGAGCGCUUGCUGCGUGAGACACGGCGCAUGGCGAGUCUGACGGGGUUGGUUGCUGCUGCCGGUGGGGCGGGGGUCAAGAGGGCUAGAGAGAGGGAGAGAGAGAGGGAGAGGGAACGUGAGAGGGAGAAGGAGAAGGGGAUGAUGAAUGAAGAGGAGAGGGCUGCUGUGAGGAGGAAGGGUAGAGGGGGUGUGGUUAUUGCUGUUGAAGGGAGGGAGAAGGAGAGGGAGUAG